UUGUGGGCCAGGAAGGAUCAGGAUCAUGAAGUAGAAUUUAAUUAAUUGCUACCGAGUGGAUGCCAGGCCUUGGCUGCAGUGUGGGGAGCCUUACUUGGGGUGUAGAGAUGAUAGCCAGGGGGAUUCUCAGGAUGGAGUACAGAGAAGAAACCGGAAUGGAAAUCACAGCAAAGGACUUGGAGGGUACAUGAGAACACCUGAAGCAGAGACGCGAACACCAGGCCUCAGAGGAAAACCGCAGGCAUCAGAGCAGCAGGCGCGUGAGGAGCAGGUUUGUCGCAGCCGCCUGGAGACCCGCGAGCCCCAGAGCGCAGGCGCGCCAGGGAUUGUGGGAAACCCACGCCAUUGUUCUGGUGGGCAGAGGCCAGUGAGGACCCGGCACGCUGAGGCGACCUGUGACAGAAAGAGCCAGAAACAUCCCAGAAGCCAGCAUUUAGGUGGAAGAGAUGGCUGGAGCUGAAGAACCCACCUGUCCUCACCCCAGCUGGUUUGGUUUCCUCACCUGAACUGCUGAGCUGAGCCCCUGCAGGGCUUUGCCAAUGGAUGAGAUAUGGUUCUGAAACCUGAAUCCAGGCGAUGAGGCUGAAAUUUGCUUGGUCUGAGGUAUGCUAAUUGGCCAGCCAAUGCUCUAGGAAGAUAUUGAGCCCAGGCCACAUCUUAUCUUAAUACUACUGAAGACAGGUUGUGUAGUUGGACUUUGAAAGUAGGCUUGUAGUUAUAGAUGAUGCAACUUGCAAAACAUUCCUGAAAUGUGAAACAAGAAGAACAAUAUUUAAAUGUAAUAUAAUCAUAUACCUCUUUAUUUAUCAAAGUGGCUUCUUUCCACUUUUUUUCAUCUGUGCUCCUAUCUUCCAUCAACUGUUGGGUAAACCAAACUGUGUAGGAAGAAAUAAGUGUUUUUCAGUCAUUAUUCUCUGCAAUGGGAGUGCUAAGGUUCAAGCGCAUCUUUUGUGGGAGCUUUGUGGAGUUCAGUGGAGCAUCCCAGGCAGUGUUCACCUUCCUUUUGAUUCCAUGUUGCUUGGCUCUGGAUUUCAGAGCACCCCCUCUUAUCCCAAAUGUGCCUUUCCUCUGGGCCUGGAAUGCCCCAACUGAACUUUGUGUUGGAAGUUUUGGUGAGCCACUAGAUCUGAGCCUCUUCUCUUUAGUGGGAAGCCCUCGGAAAAACAUAACAGGGCAAGGCGUUACAAUAUUUUAUACUGAUAGACUUGGCUACUAUCCUUAUAUAAAUGGGAAAGGCACAAGUUUGAACGGAGGAAUCCCCCAGAAGGGGUCCUUAAAAGACCAUCUGGACAAAGCUAAGAAAGACAUUCUUUAUUACAUGCCAACGGACAAUGUGGGCUUGGCUGUCAUUGACUGGGAAGAAUGGAGGCCCACUUGGGAAAGAAACUGGAAACCUAAAGAUGUUUAUAGGAAUCAGUCUAUUGAGUUGGUCCAGCAACAGAAUAUACAACUUAAUGUCACAGAGGCUACCAAGAUAGCCAAGGCUGAUUUUGAAAAUGCAGCAAAGAGUUUCAUGCAAGAGACUUUAAAAUUGGGGAAAUUACUUCAGCCAAAUCAUGUAUGGGGUUAUUAUCUUUUUCCUGAUUGUUACAACCAUAAUCAUAGAGAACCCAAUUUUAAUGGAAGUUGCUUUGAUAUUGAAAAGAAAAGAAAUGAUGCUCUUGACUGGUUAUGGAAGGAAAGCACUGCCCUUUUCCCAUCCAUUUAUUUGAACAGCAGCAUAUCUCCUCGAAAAAGUUUGCUCUAUGUUCGUAAUCGAGUUCAUGAGGCCAUUAGGAUUUCCAAAGUACCUGAUGUUGAAAGGCCACUUCCAGUUUUUGUAUAUGCCCGCCUAGUUUUUACUGAUCAAGCUUUGAAAUACCUUUCUGAGGAAGACCUUGUGAAUACACUUGGUGAAAGUGUGGCUCUGGGUGCCUCUGGAAUUGUAAUAUGGGAUAGCCUAAGUAUAAUGCGGAGUGUGAAAUCUUGCUUGAACCUGGACAAUUACAUGAAGACUACACUGAAUCCUUACAUACUCAAUCUCACCCUAGCAGCCAAAAUGUGUAGCCAAGUGCUUUGCCAGGAGCAAGGUGUAUGUACAAGGAAAAACUGGAAUUCAAGUGACUAUCUUCACCUGAACCCAGCGCAUUUUGCUAUUCAAAUUGGGAAAGGUAGAGAGUACACAGUACUUGGAAAACCUGCACUUGAAGACCUGCAGCAAUUUUCUGAAAAAUUUCGUUGUAGCUGUUAUUCUACCUUGGGUUGUAAGGAGAGAGAUGAUAUAAAAGACAUUAAUGCUAUUGAUGUGUGUGUUGCUGAAAACAUUUGUAUAGAUGCCAUUCCAAACUCAGAACUCAGUGGUCAGCCUUCCAGCUGGAAUGAAAAACCUUCUUCCACUCCCCAUACUGUCUCAUCCUCCACACCAUCUGCCAUAGUUUUCUUUGUUAAUAUUUUGUUUCUCACCAUGAGCUCUUCUAUAGUGAAUUUGUAGUUGUACAUUUUAGCUAAAAUGAACAAUAUGUCCAUUUUAAAGCAUGCUUUUUAGACCAACUAAAUGUCUGAAAACAACAUGCCUCACUGAAACGUCCUUUUUGGAAAGUUCUUUCUAUACCUAAUGAAUAGUGGUUUCCUUUGACCUUGACAAACACUGCAAUCUUGUAGGAAUUCUCAACCAUGAAUUCAAUUUGUAUUCCAGGACUCAACAGUUUGCCUAUCAGUAUUCUAUAGCUCAGAGCUCACAAACUCAUAUUAUCUGUUCCACUUGUAAAAAUGCCACGAUUGUUUCAGCACAAUCAUUUGCACAGUAUUGACAUUUUGAUGAAAUUACAAUUUGACAUGGAGUGAUUAAGAACUUGAAAGUGAAAACCUAUCAAUAAAACUCAUCAAUAAGAUUUAGAGAACCUGGAUAUUUCUCUUUUCUCAUCUGCUUAUGAGAGAGAGAGAGAAGAAAACAAAAAGAGGGAAGAGUUAAGGGAAAAGAACUAGAAUUCCUUACAUUCUCUAGUUCUACUGAGGACUCUUAAUUUGCACAGGAUUGAAAGGAACUUGUGUUGCGUACACAGUUAGCCUUCAACUCCCUGUAAAAGCCAAGAGCAGAGUGGUUGUAGUUGAAUGCCUUACUUGAUCUGACUUGUACAAAUGUUACUGUCAAUUCCUUCUCCUUUUCCUCCAGACUUCCUUUUAGAAACAAGAGAUGAAGCCACAAACCAGUUUGGGAUAUGCCAAAUCCACAGUUGGCUAGAUACUUGGAUUAUGGUACAAUUAAAGUCACUAAAAUAUUUUUUUUUGAGGAGAAGGAAAGAGGAGUUAUUAAUUUGCCAGCAAACGAGGAGAUUGGCAGACUCCCGUCUCAAAGUAUCAACAUCCUCAAAGUCACUAACAUCUUAAACUCUUUGAGGCAUUGAAUUUCCUGUGAGGGAAAAGGAAAAUAUUUUAUUUGUUAUAGACAUCAUUUCUUUAUACUUUAGCUUGUUUAAUAUCUGAAUUGAGCUUCAAAAAGCAAUAAAAAUGAUUCAAAUUAUUAUUAUACAUUUUUAACUCCAAUAAUUUUUUAAAAAUUAAAACACUUGUAUAGUUUUUUAUGUUAGCUUAAAAUCUUUUGUAUUCUUUCUUGUACUUUUAUUUUUAGUUGCUAUGCAAUAAUUGUACAUAUUUAUGGGGUUCAGAGUCAUUUUGAUAUACAUGUACAAUGUGUAAUGAUCAAAUCAGGGUAAUUAGGGUAUCUGUCACCUUAAACAUUUAUUUUUUCUUUGUGUUGGAAA
This is a messenger RNA of Microcebus murinus (gray mouse lemur), 3740 nucleotides long. The record is from RefSeq and is a predicted model, not a curated record. Lineage: Eukaryota; Metazoa; Chordata; Mammalia; Primates; Cheirogaleidae.